CCUGAAUGACUCAGUGAUAUUUUGGUUAAUUAGUAACCAGAGUGGGAGCACACAGCUGGCCAGCUGGGUUAAAGUAAGGGUGCAGAGGAGUCAGGACCCCACUCAGCACCUCAUUCAGCAGCAGCAACAGCAGAGCCAUCUGAGAGAACUUCUUUUAGGGCAACUUCCAACCAAAGGUAAAAUGUACAGACUGUGGUCACCUCUUCUGGUCCUCCUGCUAUACUGCUGCCUCUCAGGAAGCCAAGCUAACCGUGUCUACGUUCACCCCUUCAGUCUUUUUGCUGUUGAGAAUGUCAGCUGUGAGACCCUACAGGUUCCCAGCAUUAGGCCUCUGGAAACACUUCCUGUGGCCCCCCUUGACAAUGAAGUCUUGACACCAGACCAUGGGGAUCCAUCAAAUGUGGAUGUACGGAGACAAAACAUCACAGAGAGGACAAUGGUUCUAGCAGGGCUGUUAAAUGGGCUGGGCCUAAGGAUGUACGAGGCUAUGAGCAGAAACCAGCACAGCACUAACAUCCUCCUCUCUCCAGUCAACACCUUUGGAUCACUUACUAUCCUCCACCGGGGAGCCUCCAAGAAAACAGCACGCUCAUUCCAGGAUCUACUAGGCCUGAGUAGGGGUACUGAUGGGAAGGAUUGUGUGUCCUUAAUAGAUGGACGCAAAGUUCUUAAGACCCUGCAGGGCAUUAAUUCUCUUGUGGAUGAUGGGCCCAAAGACAAAAUCACUACCCAGGUCUGGGCCUUCACUCGUCAGGAUGCUCAGCUGUCCGAGGACUUUAUUCAAGGCACACAGGACUUCUCAGACAAGUCAUUUAUCCGAGGCGUGGACUUCUCCAAACCUCAAGCGGCAGAGCAGCUGGUCAACAGCUUUGUAGAGAAGACAUCAGAUGGAAAGGUGAAGAACAUCUUUAAAGAUCUGAAUGCCACCAGUGACCUACUGUUGAUCACCUCCUUCAGGUUCCAAGGAAACUGGAAGAAAGCUUUCCAACCGGAGAAGACCUCCUUGCAGGAGUUUCAUGUGAAUGAAACAACCACAGUAAUGACUCCACUAAUGACCCACACGGGUCAGUACCACUACUUCAAUGAUGAGGCGUGGGGUUGCAACAUUGUGAAGCUUCCUCUGAGCAAACAGCUCUACAUGUUGCUGGUCUUACCUCACAAAGGCGUUAACCUCAGUGAUGUAGAGUCAAAGCUGCGUACCGAUGUCAUAUUUGACUGGCACCAAAACCUUCAGGAAGGGCUCCUGGAGCUGUCACUCCCCAAGUUCUCCAUGUCUUCUGCGACUGAUUGGCGUGACAUACUGACUACCUUGUAUCCCACAGCUGAGGCCGAUCUGCUGAGCUCCCAGGCAGAGUUCAGUCAAGUCAGCAACACCAAACCCUUCACCAUAAAUAAGGCCAUCGACAAUGUGCUGUUUGAGAUGUCAGAGGAAGGAGCAGAAACUCAGGACAAGACACAGGAAGAGGGCAUCCCUCUGAAGCUGUCCAUGAACAAGCCUUUCUUCUUCUCUGUUAUAGAAGGAAAUUCUAAUGCCAUCCUUCUGCUGGGCAAGAUCAUAAAUCCUACGCUCUAAUGAUAAAUAGUGCUUAAAAUGAACAAACCUCCCUGACAUGAAAAAUUUCCCACAUACCAAGCCCAUUUCUUUACAAUGUACUUUAUCAUCUACAGCUUUCAUUUCUGCAGGAAAUCUAUCACGCCACAGACAUUCUGUUUAAAUCACACAUUUGUUUUCCUUCUGAAAUAAUUCUCACAUACAGUACGUGAGGAAUUAAGCACACCCUCACUGAACAAGGACCUAAGAAUAUUUAAGUGUUACUUAUAUCUUUCACAACAUCCGCACACAUAGGAGUCAUGUGGAACUCAUUUGCAGUAUUUAUGAAAACAUGUUACUUUAAGUUGUUUUCAAGCAUCAUGUUAAAAUCCUAAUUCUUUUUUUUUUUUUUUUUAAAAUUUAUUAUAACAGUUCUAUGUAGUUUUUUUUCCAGCAGAUUACAGCAGGUCCAGCAACCACAACUGCCUAUGAUGAACAUAUUGUGACUAAGAGUGUAUUUUUGUUUGUUAUGAUUUGUUAUUGCUGAAAUAAAACAUGUUUCCAAAUGCAA
Messenger RNA from Archocentrus centrarchus (flier cichlid), 2102 nucleotides. RefSeq names its product angiotensinogen (gene agt). The record is from RefSeq and is a predicted model, not a curated record. Gene Ontology annotation, biological process: regulation of apoptotic process; regulation of systemic arterial blood pressure by renin-angiotensin. The transcript is spliced from 7 exons. Bases 182 to 1573 code for a protein of 463 amino acids. Gene Ontology annotation, molecular function: serine-type endopeptidase inhibitor activity. Lineage: Eukaryota; Metazoa; Chordata; Actinopteri; Cichliformes; Cichlidae.